CUAAGUGGAUUUAUCAAAGAUACCUUGGUAAUCACGUUGCCGGGUUCACAAGGAGCUGUGAAAGAUGCUGUUCAGGCGCUUUUCCCACAUGUGUUUCAUGUGUUUAAGGUGCGUGAACAAGAAACUGGACGCAUAGACAUGGACAAAGUAGCUGCUAAAGCGCGCGAAGUCCAACCAAAACUCAUCAUCUGUGGUGCAUCGGCAUAUUCUAGAGAUUGGGAUUAUAAAAAAUUUAGGGAGAUUGCUGAUGAGGUAGAUAUUGCACAUCCUGCGGGAUUGAUAGCGGCAGAUUUGUUGACAGAUCCGUUGCCACAUUGCCAUAUUGUAUCAUCUACGACCCAUAAGACAUUGAGAGGACCUAGAGGAGGAAUCAUCAUGCUCGGCAAAGAUUUUGCAAAUCCAUGGGGAAGAACGACCAAAAAAGGAGAUCCGAUCAUGAUGUCAACGAUAUUGAAUAGUGCCGUAUUUCCUGGUAUGCAAGGUGGCCCAUUGGAACAUGUCAUUGCUGCUAAGGCUAUUGCUUUUGGCGAAGCAUCACAAGAUAGUUUCAAAGAAUAUGGUAAACAAGUCAUUGCCAAUGCAAGUGUGAUGGCAAAAGCAUUUACAGAUCGUGGUUACCAAAUCAUCUCAGGUGGGACGGACAAUCACAUGAUGCUUAUCGACCUAAGAGCCAAAUCAGCAGAUAUCUCAGGAAAAGAUGCCGAAAAUGCGCUCGUUAAAGCAGAUAUCACCAUCAAUAAAAACAUGGUACCAUUCGACAGUAGGCCAGCAUUGCACACGUCCGGCAUUCGUGUAGGUGAGUGCUAUUCUCGUGAUCAAGUAUGGUACAAUGCGAUCAACGCAUACCACAAGGCUAUAGAACUAGAAAACAGAAGAGAAGAGUAUUAUCUAGGUCUUGCAAAGGCUUACCUUGCGGUAGAAGAUUAUAACAAAGCGACAGUCAAUUUCCAAAUGGCCACGCAAACAGGCCCUGAAGAUACAUUGUAUUGGAAAGAGUAUAUCUGUUUCUUGAUCAAAAUGGGAUUGCACGACGAGGCCAUCCAAGUGCUAGAUGAAGCAGAAGACCAUACAUAUGGUCCUGACUUGCUUUAUUGUCGUGCGGUGACGGAGUACUUCCUAAAGAACAAGAUGAAGCCAGUUGUCACAGAAGAUGCCACUCAAAAACUCAGAGAUUUGAUCGAUGCCACCGAAAAAGAAUUCAACCACGAAUUGAAAAUCACUCCUGGUGAGGCAAAACGUAUCGAGUUGAUCAGAAGGAUGAAGGAAGAUACCGACAAAAAGGAAUAUAUGAUCAUGUUUAAUGGAUUGAUCAUCGAUCGCUCCAUGGAUCUCCAGUCGUAUGCUAGUCCUGUGUACAAAGCUCCAAGUCUACUUACACUCCAUUCCCAAGCGAUCCCACCA
Molecule: messenger RNA, 1401 nt
Organism: Darwinula stevensoni
Lineage: Eukaryota; Metazoa; Arthropoda; Ostracoda; Podocopida; Darwinulidae
Source: the annotation of a GenBank genome assembly